CGGUCACGUGGUUCCGCCGCGCGUGGCCGGCAGCGGCGCCGGGGCCGGGUCGGGGUCGGGAGCGAGCUCCGCUCCGGGGAUGUUCCGCAUCGAGGGGCUGGGGCCCAAGAUGGACCCGGAGGAGCUCCGGCGGAAGAUGCGCCGCGACGUGCUCGCCUCCGUCCGCAACUUCCUCAUCUACGUCGCGCUGCUGCGGAUCACUCCGUUCAUCCUGAAGAAGCUGGACAGUAUAUGACCCGUCGGGGCCCGGCGCGGCGGCCCGCGCGAUGAGCGGCAGCUGCUGCCCCCCGGCGCUGGGCACAGGCGGUGAGAGCGGCUCCGAGCGCCUCGCUGCCGCGGGGCUGGCCGCACGGCCCGGCCCGGCUCGGCCCGGCCCGGCCCGGCCCCCGCGCGGCGCUCACGCCGCGGCUCCACAGAACAUUCCCCGUGCCGGCUGAGCAGAGCCCCGUGCGUCCCGCGCACGCUGCGGCUGCCCGGCUCCCCCGUGUGCACCGCCCGGACUCCCCUGCAUCCAGCGCACCUACAGCGUGAAAUAAACGGGAAAUAAACUGAAAUGUAAUAAUCGAAAUAAACGGGAGAGCAGCUGCG
Vidua chalybeata is the source of this 588-nucleotide messenger RNA. It is a transcript of the gene TOMM5, whose product is annotated as translocase of outer mitochondrial membrane 5. Gene Ontology annotation, cellular component: mitochondrial outer membrane translocase complex. Lineage: Eukaryota; Metazoa; Chordata; Aves; Passeriformes; Viduidae. The record is from RefSeq and is a predicted model, not a curated record. The transcript has 2 exons. The coding region runs from base 80 to 235 and encodes 51 amino acids.